This is a messenger RNA of Neltuma alba, 2235 nucleotides long. Its product is annotated as subtilisin-like protease SBT1.2. Gene Ontology annotation, molecular function: serine-type endopeptidase activity. The transcript has a single exon. Bases 1 to 2235 code for a protein of 744 amino acids. Gene Ontology annotation, biological process: proteolysis. The record is from RefSeq and is a predicted model, not a curated record. NCBI's taxonomy places the organism in Eukaryota, Viridiplantae, Streptophyta, Magnoliopsida, Fabales, Fabaceae.
AUGGAAGCUUCCUGCUUUAUUGUUCUCGUUUUCGUGCUGAGCCUCUUCAGUAAUUCUGCUCAAAGUAGUCCACAAACAUACAUUAUCCAUGUCGAGCGACCACAGGGCAGGAUACUUGCGCAGUCAGAAGAUUUAGAGAGCUGGUACCGUUCGUUCUUCCCACCGACAAUUAUGAGCUCCGACGAGGAACAACCGCGCCUGCUUUAUUCUUAUCGGAAUGUAAUGAGUGGUUUUGCUGCAAGACUCACUCUGGAGGAACUGAGACCUAUGCAGCAGAAAAAUGGCUUUGUAUCAGCUCGUCCUGAAAGAAUCCUACGUCGCCAAACCACACACACACCCAAGUUUUUGGGGUUACAGCAAACCACAGGAUUUUGGAAGGAAUCAAAUUUUGGAAGGGGGAUCAUCAUCGGAAUGCUGGACUCCGGCGCUGUGAUCGACCAUCCCUCGUUUAGUGAUGCAGGAAUUCCACCCCCACCUCCUAAAUGGAAAGGCAGAUGCGAGGUGAAUGCGUCGGCAUGCAACAACAAGAUAAUCGGAGCAAGAUCGUUCAACAGUGCGGCUAGGGCCAGGGGACAGAAAGUAGACUCGCCGUUUGAUGAUGAUGGACAUGGAACUCAUACGGCAAGUACAGCCGCAGGUGCGUUCGUAGAAAACGCGCAAGUUCUAGGAAAUGCCAAAGGCCCAGCAUCAGGAAUGGCGCCUCAUGCUCACUUAGCCAUUUACAAAGUAUGUGUCUUCGAUGAUUGUCCUGAAAGUGAUAUACUUGCUGGGUUGGAAGCCGCCGUCGAGGACGGUGUCGAUGUAAUAUCAAUGUCUAUCGGUUCCGAUGAGGCGUCGCCGUUCUUUAACGACGCCAUUUCGAUUGGUUCGUUUGCAGCAAUUCAGAAGGGAAUAUUUGUAAGCAAUGCGGCCGGAAACUCUGGCCCUUCCAGUGGCUCUAUUUUUAAUGGAGCGCCGUGGCUUCUCACAGUUGGAGCAAGCACCAUCGACAGAGCCAUUGCAGCUACUGCGAGGCUUGGAAACGGGGAAGAAUUUAUCGGCGAAUCUGUUUUCCAGCCUCAUGACUUCCCUUCGACAAUGCUGCCACUUGUGUAUGCCGGCAAGAAUGGCCAAGAAGAUUCUGCCUUUUGUGCUAACGGAUCCUUGACUGGCGAUGAUUUCAGAGGCAAGAUUGUUUUAUGUGAGAGAGGAGGAGGCAUUGGAAGAAUUGACAAAGGAAAAGAAGUGAAAAGAGCUGGUGGAGCUGCCAUGAUCUUCAUGAAUGAUGAAGCUAAUGGCUUCAGUACCUUAGCUGAUGUACAUGUUCUGCCGGCAACGCAUGUAAGCUAUGAAGCUGGGCUGAAGACGAAAGCCUAUAUAAAUUCUACGGCAACACCAACAGCAACCAUCUUGUUUAAAGGAACUAUCAUAGGAAAUCCCUUAUCUCCUACGGUUGCGUCCUUCUCUUCCCGAGGUCCUAACUUGGUAAGCCCUGGGAUUUUAAAACCAGACAUCAUUGGACCUGGAGUGAGCAUCCUAGCCUCCUGGCCAUUCCCACCAAAUAACAUUACAUCUUCAUCAGAACCCAAUUUCAAUAUUAUGUCUGGCACAUCUAUGGCGUGCCCUCAUCUGAGUGGUAUUGCAGCUUUGCUCAAAAGCUCUCAUCCUCAUUGGUCGCCAGCUGCUAUAAAAUCUGCUAUCAUGACUACGGCGGACACACAACAUUUGGGAGGUAAACUCAUUCUUGAUGAAAAACUUCAGCCUGCAGAUCUCUUCGCCACGGGCUCCGGCCACGUGAAUCCAUCAAGAGCAAACGAUCCGGGUUUAGUUUAUGAUAUCGAACCGGAUGAUUAUAUUCCUUAUCUGUGUGGUUUAGGGUACAGAGAUAAGGAAGUUGGGGUCAUUGCUCGCAGACCAGUUAAGUGCUCGGAAACAUCGAGCAUUCCCGAAGGACAGCUCAACUACCCCUCGUUUUCUGUUGUGCUUGGUUCCUCCCAGACAUUCACAAGAACAGUUACAAAUGUCGGGGAAGGUUAUUCAUCGUACGCUGUCAUGGUUACAGCACCGGAGGAGGUUGACGUGAAGGUCCAACCAAAUAAGGUUUAUUUUUCGGAGGUGAACCAGAAGCAGACGUAUUCGGUCACUUUCAGCCGAAUUGGGUCGGGUAAUAAAACAAGGGAAUAUGCUCAAGGGUAUCUACGAUGGGUCUCUGCGAAGCAGAGUGUUAGGAGUCCCAUCUCUGUGAAGUUUGAGUGA